AUGGAUCGUACGAUUGCUGAAAUGAUUGCCCUCCAAAACUUACCCUUUCAUUUUGUCGAAGGUACAGGAUUUCGUAGAGUAAUGCAAGCUGCUCUUCCAAAGUACAAGAUAAGAGGCCGUGAUUUUUUUUCUUCCUAUGUGUGCGACAAUUUGUACAAUAAGUUAGCAAAGAAAACCAAAGAUUUACUUGAAGAAUUUGACAAGUUAUCUUUUACAAGCGACAUAUGGUCGGAACUUCAUUCUGCUGUUUCAUUGCUUAGUUUAACUGCUCAUGGGAUCUCAAAAGAUUUUCGCAAAAAGACUAUAAUUUUGAAAUGUGAAGUCAUGGAUGAACGUCAUACGGGCACCAUAAUAUCAACAAAGUUUCAAACGAUUCUUGAAGAAUGGGGCAUUGAUCGCCAAAAAGUUCACUGCAUGGUUCGUGAUCGUGGAUCCAACAUGGUUAGAGCAAUGCAGUUGUCAGGCUUUGAGGAUAUCAGUUGCGCAAUACACCAAAUUCAGCUGUGCAUACGAGCAGGUGUUGAAUCUCAAGAGUGGCUCCUACAACUUAUUGCUAAAUUGAAAAAAAUUGCCACCCAUUUCAAUCAUUCCUUGGUCGCACAGGCAGAGCUUACAAAAAUUCAAAAGGAACGCCUUAAUCAGUCUCCUCUUUCUGUCAUUCAGGAUUGUCCUACAAGUAUUUCAUCAGUCAUACCAUUAAUUCAAGUUCUUAAGACCACAUUACAACAAGAAGAGACGAAACCUAAUACUUCAGAACAAUUCAUAAAUUUUAUAACAAAAUUACGCGAUGAAUUGAAUUCAAGUGUAAGAUUUGGAAACCUGGUCGAAGACGACAAAUACACUAUUGCGACGUAUUUGGAUCCGCGAUAUAAAUCGCAUUUUUUCACCAGCGUCAUUGCAGAGCAGGUUGAAUCUAAAUUACUUAAUAUGACGAUUAACACUAUUAGAACCAGACAAUCCAAUUCCAUCCAAGAUGAUGACUGCGAACCUUCCCCCAAAAGAAGCCGAACUCAAAUUGCAAUUGAAGACAUUGAAGUCCAGCCUUCUACUUCCAAAUCAUCAGCAUCAUUGCAAAUAUUGGAAUCGAUGUUAAGUGUAAAUGAAGACCAGGAGGAGGACUCUUCUACAGCUGACGAUGGUGACAAUUUACUUUUAAAGAUACAGUCACACCUUCGGGAGUACAAGAAAGAAAAAAGGCUACCUCUUCAUGAGGAUCCCCUUAUGUGGUGGAAUGGAAAUGCGCACAAAUAUAAUAAUAUUUUGCCAAUAGUUCGCCAAUACUUAUCAGCUCCCCCCAGCAGUGUAGCCAGCGAGCAAUUAUUUAGCGGAGCUGGUUUAAUAUAUGAAGAACAUCGAAAUAGGCUGAAAGGUGAAAAAGCGGCCAAGUUACUCUUUAUUAAAUAUAACUUGCCGCUGUUUAAUUUUGACUAC
This is a messenger RNA of Brenthis ino (lesser marbled fritillary), 1431 nucleotides long. The record is from the annotation of a GenBank genome assembly. NCBI's taxonomy places the organism in Eukaryota, Metazoa, Arthropoda, Insecta, Lepidoptera, Nymphalidae.